Colletotrichum karsti is the source of this 1470-nucleotide messenger RNA. RefSeq names its product arrestin. The record is from RefSeq and is a predicted model, not a curated record. The coding region runs from base 1 to 1470 and encodes 489 amino acids. Lineage: Eukaryota; Fungi; Ascomycota; Sordariomycetes; Glomerellales; Glomerellaceae. The transcript has a single exon.
AUGUCGAGCCACAGUGACAUGAGCUCGGUUGUGAGCUUCUCUCGCCAGCCCGCUCACAAGAAGCAGAGCAUCGAGAUCGUCAUCGACGACCACUUCACCUCCAAGGUGUACACUUCAGGCAGCCCCAUUUCAGGAAACGUCAUCAUCACACCGAACCACGAUUCUCGAUUCGACUAUGUUCAGAUCAUUCUUCUCGGCACUUCAAGGACACGCCUCGAUGCCGUCCAGAUUCCUCAACUCUCUUCACACACCUUCCUGAAGCUUGAGAUGCCCAUUCCCGAGUCCGCCUACCCCGUGCCGAGGAUCUUCGAGGCCGGCCGCACUUACACCAUCCCCUUCAACUUCGUCGUCCCUCAGCACCUCACCAUCAGCGCCUGCAACCACAAGGCGCAGUCUGAUCUUAUCCACGACUACCACAUGCGCCUGCCGCCGUCGAUGGGCAGCUGGGAGAAGGACGACAUGACACCCGACAUGGCCCAGAUCCACUACGCCAUCAAAGCUCGCGUUGUGCGACAGGACGAACUCGGCGGACGUCCAACAAAGGUCAUGGAAGACGCCUAUCUGCUGAACGUACUGCCCGCCUCCCCCGAGGACCCUCCCCUGAACAUCACCAAGCAAGACAAGGGCUACACUCUCAGCAAGACCAAGAACAUCCGCAAGAACAUCUUCUCCUCCAAGCAGGGUCGCAUCACCGCUACUGCAGUCCAGCCAGGGGCUGUGUACCUCACCCCCGAUGGUCGCGAGGCAUCUGAAGGUUCCCUGAUGGUCAACCUCAACUUCGAACCUGCCUCUGCCGAUAUCCUGCCUCCCAAAGUGGGCAGCGUCUCCGCAAAGCUUCAGGCCCAGACGUGGUACGGCGCCACGCCGAUGACGAGGCUCCCAAACUUGGGUGAUAGCCACGAGGUUUACGCUUUCUCCCAGCAGCUCGCCUACCAGACCUCGGUCCCGUUGCUCUCGGCCACUGUCGACAAGAUCAACUGGCGCCAACAAAUAGUUUCAACCACUCGCCGCGACUCCGGAUACUCAAGUGACGGAUUCCAGGGCAGCCACUCUGAUUCCGAUCAUUCCAACAACCGAGGCCGUCGCUCGACCAAAGACCGAUCGUCACCCAUCAACCACCUUGCUGCCCUGCAGAUCCCGUUCAAGCUUCCGACGGAGCGCAAGACGUUCAUCCCGACCUUCCACGCUUGCAUCAUCUCCCGAACCUACACGUUGCAACUGACGGUUGUUGUCGGCGAUAGCAAGGUGAACCUGGCGAUUCCCGUCCAGAUUGCCCUUGAGCCGCCCGCACAGCUGGGCAUGGGCCUGCCCAGCUUCGACGCGGCGAUGGCACAACAAGAAGAAGCCGAGGCAGAUGCAUACUUCCAGCCAAGGCUGAUGCAGCAACCUGCAGUCGAGUUCCAAGGCAACGCAGUGUUGCCUGGAUAUGAUGAACUUGCCGGCAGGAGGACUGCCGUUCCAACUGCAUGA